Trichoplax adhaerens is the source of this 2121-nucleotide messenger RNA. RefSeq lists its product as uncharacterized. Bases 1 to 2121 code for a protein of 706 amino acids. NCBI's taxonomy places the organism in Eukaryota, Metazoa, Placozoa, Uniplacotomia, Trichoplacea, Trichoplacidae. The record is from RefSeq and is a predicted model, not a curated record. The transcript is spliced from 19 exons. Gene Ontology annotation, biological process: regulation of chromosome condensation.
AUGCCUAAAUUUACGGGUAAAGGUUACGGCAAACGCAAGAAAGUAGUGGAAAAGCCGGAAAUCGACGAUCAUCAAUUUGAUAUUGCUCUCCAUUAUAAUCAUACUGUAACCAAUCAUCAUCAACAUCCUGUAGAUGAUCCAUCGUAUCCUGUUAAAAAAAAUAAAAUUCGUCAUUGCUGGUCGGCGAUCGAUUUCGAUCAUCAUCCUCAACAAAAUCAUCUCCAUGUCGACAGUAUACAAAGCGAAGCCAAAGUACCUGAUCAACACCAUUUGAUCACGACACAACAACAGCAGCAACAACCACAACCACCGCCAGCCAAGUUAGUUAGAAAGUCCAGCAAGCAAUUUGUAUCCAUUAAGAAGCAAUUGAGUCGAGAUAUCAAUGACAAAGAUCAACUUGUAAGUAGUAAAAAUUGCAAUGAAAGCAGUGAAGAACGACACGAUUUAAAUGAUAGUCGAGAAACGGAUAAAAGUGAAAGUGAGGAAAGUACGUGGAAUAGUACUCAAGAAUGGCUCGAUAAUACAACACCUGAUUUCGAUAAUUUAUUGAAGGAGCCUAUGACACGUACACUAUCAGGAACAAGCAAUGAUUCUUUAAUCAGUUGCAAUCAUAGCCAAAAAGUAGGCAAUAAAGUCAAGGUUAAAAAGGGCAGUAAAGAGGAUUAUACUAUUAUCAAACAUGUCAGAGAAAGUCAUCAGUGCCUAGAACAAGGAGAAGAUGAGCAGUUAGCUGAUGAUAUUGAAUAUCUACUGGAUGGAUUGAAUCCAUCGUAUCCUAAAAAUCUCCGUUGCUCGAGUAUUACAGCACUAGCCAAGAGAUGCACAGAGUCUCCUUUUCGUAUGUAUAUUAGAGCACACGAAAUUAUACCCAAGAUACUAGAUCUAUUGGUCGAUAGUCCAAGUGAUUACCAAUUAGCAACGUAUACAGCAGCCUUAUUUUUCGUCUUAAGUGAAGAUCGUCUUAUUAUGGACCUUACUGAUGAUCUACUUGAUGUAUUACUAAAGUUACUACAGUGUCCAAAUCAGGACCAUAAUGAUACUAACGACGCUAUCUUGAAAAGUUCUUUGCAAAAUAUUAGUUUGUCAUGCAAAGAUUACUUAAAAGCACAUGUUGACUCCUUAAACGGGAAAGCCUUGGCUCUGGCAUGUAUCUUCAAUUUGGUAUGCAGUCGGAAUGCUGUUUGGCUAAAGGAUAAAGUCAGAAGUAUUGGAAUAUUAGAUGUUAUAUGUGAUCUCGUUAUCGAUCACAAAUAUAAUCUUGAAAUGAAUCCCAAAGCAAAUAGAAUUAUUGUUUUACGAGAAGUAGAAUUAUGCUGUCGUAUACUGGAGACGGUGACAUUUUUAAACAAAGAGAAUCAAGAUUAUGUUAUCGGAUGGAAGGGUUACACGUUAGUGGGAAAUGUAUCAAGGAUAUUUUCCUUGUGUGUUGAGAAGAUAAUGUCACAAGAUAAGAAUACUGCAAUUAAUGAAGAUUCAGCCUGCUUAUUAGCGUCCGUACGCUUACUUCUCAACAUAACUCACGAGAAUGAAAUCGGGUGUAAGCAAGUAGGUCGUGAUAAAUCAACAAUAAAAGCAGCUAUGGAAUGUAUUGAUGAGAUCCAUGAAAAAGUUGACGAUGUUCGCCGCUUUGAUCUAGUCAUUUUGGCUCUAGGGUUACUUAUUAAUUUAGUUGAAUCCAACAAAGAAAGCAGAGCUGCAGCUUUAAGGCUAAAGGUAAAGGACCGAGGCUUGAUACAAAUUGUUAUUGAAUUAUUCUUACAUCGGGAAAAAACUGCGGAAGAAACCUCUGAAAAAAUUACUUCCACGAUCGAUGACAGCGAGAAUAAAACCGACGAUCUAGACGUUAGUUUGAAUUCAGAAAUUCAAGUUUUACACGCUCAAGCGGGAUCACAUUUCGAGAAUAGCGUAGUUGCAUCAUAUGCAGCACUCCUUACUGGUUUACUAAUCAUGGAUGACAACAAUGCUAUUAUGGAAGCCAGACAUUACCUUCCAAACCGUAAAUAUGACAAAUUGAUUGCUAUGUUGGAAAAAUUCUUAUCCUUCCUAAAAUUAGUGCAUAACCAUAAGCGACGACAACGGCGAGUUUCAAUGACUGUCAGCAAAUGGACUUUUACUGGCUGA